Aureobasidium musti is the source of this 309-nucleotide messenger RNA. The record is from the annotation of a GenBank genome assembly. Lineage: Eukaryota; Fungi; Ascomycota; Dothideomycetes; Dothideales; Saccotheciaceae.
AUGGCUGGUAUUUUCGGUAGUGCCACCUCUGCUGCUGCCACUUCGGCCACUGCCACCCAAGGCAGCAUCGCCAACGACGUCCAACUGAACCAAGGCCCCGAGGACGGCAUCCAAGACUUGGCCUUCUCACCCGUCUCUGGCCAUCUCUCAGUCGCAUCAUGGGACAACAAGGUCUACAUCUACGAGGUUCAGAGCAAUGGCACCAAUGAGGGAAAAGCUUCCUUCGACCUCAAAGCCCCCGCUCUAAGCACUUGCUGGUCNAAAGGUACGCUACAUCUGAUCUCCAUGCUCUGCGCGCGCAAGCAGUAA